Molecule: messenger RNA, 2161 nt
Organism: Seriola dumerili (greater amberjack)
Lineage: Eukaryota; Metazoa; Chordata; Actinopteri; Carangiformes; Carangidae
Gene: tpbg
Product: trophoblast glycoprotein
Exons: 1
Coding region: 453-1592 (379 amino acids)
Biological process (GO): negative regulation of canonical Wnt signaling pathway
Cellular component (GO): plasma membrane
Molecular function (GO): protein binding
Source: RefSeq, a predicted model, not a curated record
CCUGGAGAGCGGCAAGCUGGAAGUGCGUAGGUAACACACGGCAUCUUUGGGAGACAGGGCGCAUUGUCUGGCUCGGAACCAGGAGCAAGUAAGUUCAGGUUCCGCAUCGGACUUGAUUGAUUUGUCCGGACAGGACAAAUACCGCGUAGCUUCUUAUAUUCAUGAAAAUCUGAGGUUUGAAAAACAAACCAGUGGGAUAUCCUAGAAAGUUUGCGAGCUUCGUCCACAUCACCUUUAUCCUCAUGGAAAUGUAGACUCACCCUGAAACAAGAAUGGUGUGGGGGUAGUCAUACGGAGUCUUGAGCUGGAACUGGGAGCAGUUUUCGAGAGGAUAGAGGGGGGAGACAGUUGAAAAAACUUUUCUCCGCGGAAGAACAAAGCGGUGACUGAGCUGGAUUGUUAUAAAUCAGUCUUUACACACGGAUUCCGCAGACAGAUUUACAUAUUCCAAGAUGCGCCUGUUGAGCACGUUGUGCGGAUGUAACCGUGGAGAAAUCCGUGGGAGAACACAGAAGUCCGGUAUGAUGCACUUACUUUUCCUCCUCGCGGUCGCACUGUCCUGUCACGGCUGUCCGGACAGAUGCUUGUGCUCCUCACAAACUGUAAAAUGCCAAAACCAGGACUUGGACGAGAUUCCGCAUUCUUUACCGAACAAUACCAAAAUUCUGUUUGUCACAGGAAACAACAUUUCCCGUAUUAGUGUGGACUCUUUCCCAACCGGCCUAAAAUUAUUAACAGAUCUCUAUCUCAGUGGGAAUGAGAUGGAGUCUGUAGGUGCAAUGGUAUUUGACAACAUGCCAAACCUUGUGCGGCUGGACUUGAGCAACAACAAAAUCGAGACUUUCAGUGAAAGAGCUAUCCCUGAUGAUAAUAAGCUGCAGGUCUUGAACCUCAGUAGGUCUUUUCACAGUCAUUCCUCCAUGGAUGUGAUCCUAAGUGUCCUACAGCAUGGAAACCUCUCAAUGCUGAAAGUCUUGGACCUGUCCAACAACGAUCUGGUGAUUCUCCCAGACGACAUAUUCACGAGCCUCUUCAACCUGAUCAACCUCAGCCUGCAGAACAGCUCCAUCAUCUCCAUCCAGAACGGGACGCUGAAGGUGCCCCCGCUGCGUGACCUUGACCUGAGGGACAACAGCCUGAGGUAUAUGCCGACCACCACCCUGGCAGAGUUCAGCCUCAAGCCUAGUCUCCACAUCUGGCUGGCGGGGAACCCCUGGCGCUGCGAUUGUUUCGUGGAGGAGAUGUUGCUGUGGCUCAAAAACUCCACUCAGGUCAUUGACAUGCAGAACCUGACCUGCGCUGAUCCUGAGGCCCUGAGACGCCAGCCACUCCUGCAGGUGGAGUCAUCACAGCUGAAAUGCGUGGGCGACAUGGAGGGCGUGCUGGAGACAUCUUAUGUUUUCUUGGGGCUGGUGCUGGCACUGAUUGGCGUCAUAUUCCUGCUGGUGCUCUACCUGAACAGAAAAGGCAUCAAGCGCUGGAUGUACAACAUCCGAGACGCUUGUAGGGACCACAUGGAGGGGUACCAUUACAGAUAUGAGAUAAACUCUGACCCAAGACUGGCCAAUCUGAGCAUUAAUUCGGAUGUGUGAUCCAGGAUGGGACACUGUCUGGGACCCCACAGUGAGAUAUGAAAUGACUUCAACUAUUAAGAUUUGCAUGAAAGUCUUCCUCCCCUUCCCCUUUUCCCCCCAAGAUGCUAUUCAGAUUUUACAUCACAUGUCGUGACUCCUUGUCUCACAACCUCCAUUCAACCACUGCCGCAUGUCCUGUACAACUCCCUGGCAGCUGUGAUGUCAGCUGCCAGGUGUUACAUUGCAUGGACAAUGAAUCAUGGGAAAAGGGUUUUUUUUUUGGAGAGUUGCAAAGAGUGAUAUGUUCUAUUUUUACUCUUCCUAGAGGAUAAACGGACGGAGUACAUUGACUUUAAAGUGAAAGAAUACCUGGCAAAAACAUACUGCUGGUCAUUGCAUCCCUCUCAUUAUGCCUCUGCUGCAGAGAAAUGCUAUACUGCUUGUUUAUAAGUUUGUUCUUUUAAUAUGUGAAUUUGUGAUAUACAGUAUGCCUUUUUUUGAAUGAUUAUAGUGCAGAUUGCAUAGUUUUUGGAUUUAGUAGGUGGAUGUGAUUGCUCUUUUUUUUUCUGUGAAGAUAUUCAUCUAAA